AUGAGGCGGCGGCGCGGGGGCGGCGCGGCCCCGGCCGAGGCCUGCGGGGUGUGGCUGGACACGGCGGAGCUGAAGCGGGGCCGGGCGCGGCCCCUCACGCUCCGAGCACCCAGAGCUGCGGGGAGGAAGCAGAGCCUGGGGCUGCUCCCACAGCCCGGCAGCAGCGGGGACAGCACCAGCCCCAGGCACAGCAUCAACCCCGGGCACAGCUGCAGCUCCUGGCAGAGCUCCAUCCUCAGCUUCUUCAGCCCCCAGCCAGAUGACAAAGAGAACAUCAGGCCUGCUGCUCCCUGUGAGGAACCCCUGGUGAAGAUCCUGCCCCUGCCCCAGCUGGAAGGAGCCCGGGAGGAGCUGCAGGGCCCAGCCCGGGCAGCACAAACAGCCCCGGAGCUCAGGGUGGGCUCCCAGGGGCUCAGCAGAGCCUCCCCCGGGGCCAGGGGGCGUUCCUGGGGCCGGGACAGGGACAAACCCUGGGUGUCCCCUGCAGGAACGGCCCCAGGGGCCAGGACAGCGCUGCCCUGCCCCAGAGCCGGGGCUGGGGGCACAAACCCGGCCCCGGGGGCUGCUCCCAGCCGGGUCUGCUGCUCCCCGCAGAGCCCGGGGCCAGCUCAGCCCCUGCGGGAGCGGGGCCAGCUCCGGGCGGGGCCCUGCAGGGAGAGCCAGGGCAGGGACAGGGACAGGGACAGCCCCAACAGGGACAGGGACAGCCCCUGCAGGGACAGGGCCAGCCCCAACAGGGAGAGCCAGGGCAGGGACAGGGACAGGGCCAGCCCCUGCAGGGACAGGGACAGCCCCAGGUUCCCCCUCAGGGCCACCCCCAGCCCCCCGGAGCCCCCCGAGCUGGGCUCUGAGCCCCUGUUCACGCAGGACUCCGAAGGGAACAGGGUCAUCAAGCACUGGUGAGAGCCCAGCCCGGCCCUGCGGGGCUCACAGAGGGGAGGGAACCCCCCGGUGCAGCCCCCAGCUCCUGUUUGUUCUCUGAGCUCCUCUUUGUUCUCAUGGAUGCUGCUUUAAUCCAAAUAAAAGUUGCAGUUUGUUUCU
Molecule: messenger RNA, 1041 nt
Organism: Melospiza melodia melodia
Lineage: Eukaryota; Metazoa; Chordata; Aves; Passeriformes; Passerellidae
Exons: 3
Coding region: 1-903 (300 amino acids)
Source: RefSeq, a predicted model, not a curated record